Messenger RNA from Vidua macroura (Pin-tailed whydah), 2525 nucleotides. RefSeq lists its product as uncharacterized. The record is from RefSeq and is a predicted model, not a curated record. Lineage: Eukaryota; Metazoa; Chordata; Aves; Passeriformes; Viduidae. The transcript has 2 exons. Bases 733 to 2040 code for a protein of 435 amino acids.
CACUCUCUCACAGUUCCUAAUCAGAAUUUGUAUCUACAUGUUCUAACUAGGCCUUAUAGCAUGUUAUGAAAAAAAUGUUUGUGCAAGAAAUGCAGAUAUAUAUUGUGUAUUUUUCUGGUUCUUUUUAAGUAUGUGUGCAAACUGGGUUUAUAUCAACAUGCAAGAUUAAUUUUCAGAAGAAAACUUCAGUAGCCUUAGAAAAAUCCAUGAAAAAUGUUUGGUUUUCUUCAGCAACUCCAUACUCAUUUGUAAUUUAAAUUAAGUUCUUACAACACAACUGUGUACUUUGCUCAAGAGCAGGAAAACUUGUUUUUCUGGUAGGUGUGGCUGCUGAUACAUUAAAAGAGCAACAGCUAUGUGAAAUAAAAUGUACCAGGAAGUAUCUUAGAUAUUGUACCAGUUUUUCUCCUCACAGUAUUUUUCUGUAUUGAACAAUUACUGCAAUUUACCUUAAAAGUAUUUAAGUUUUUAUCUGUUUAAAAUAAACAAGGUAUUUUAUUUUAGCAAAAUAACUUAGCAAAAAAUGAAUGGAGGACUGAACAGAACCUCACUGUGCUAUCUACUUUAAAAGUACUUUUUCCUUUGCAGUGUUUGCUGUUCAAAACCCAAUUGAAAAGAUAUCUGUUUUUCUUGUUAGUUAUUUAUUGCUAGAAAAAGCAGAAGAAAGAACAGAUAAGGCAGCAUAAAGUGCAAGGACAAAGAAAUUUGCAUGGACAUUCAGAUACGUACAAAAUGUUGUGUGCUGGGAAAAAAUCUUACUUUGCUGCUGCUGUGUGCAUUAUGACUGUAACUUCAAUGCUUGCAGUUUCUUAUCUGAGGUUACAGAGACUUUCUCAUCAGCCAAAAGUAAUUCAAGAAAGUAGAAGAUGUAGAGGGAAAAUUGCCCUUAGCACAAUAACAGCAUUAGAAGGUAACAAAACUUUUAUUAUAUCCCCAUACUUUGAUGACAGAGAAAGCAAAGUCACUCGUGUGAUUGGGAUUGUACACCAUGAAGAUGUAAAACAACUGUACUGCUGGUUCUGCUGUCAGGCCGAUGGAAAGAUAUAUGUAUCAAAAGCAAAAAUUGAUGUUCACUCAGAUAGAUUUGGAUUCCCUUAUGGUGCAGCAGAUAUAGUUUGUUUGGAACCUAAAAAUUGUGAUCCAACACAUGUAUCAAUUCAUCAGUCUUCAUAUGGAAAUACUGACCAGCUGCCGAGGUUUGAAAUUAAAAAUCGCAAGCCUGAGACCUUUUCUGUUGACUUCACUGUGUGCAUUUCUGCCAUGUUUGGAAACUACAACAAUGUUUUGCAGUUUAUACAGAGUAUGGAAAUGUAUAAGAUUCUUGGAGUACAGAAAGUGGUGAUCUAUAAGAACAACUGCAGUCAUCUGAUGGAGAAAGUCCUGAAAUUUUAUAUAGAAGAAGGAACUGUUGAGGUAAUUCCCUGGCCAAUAAACUCACACCUCAGGGUUUCUUCUAAAUGGCGCUUCAUGCAAGACGGGACAGACAUUGGCUACUACGGACAAAUCACAGCUCUAAAUGACUGUAUAUACCGUAACAUGGAAAGGACCAAGUUUGUGGUUCUUAAUGAUGCUGAUGAAAUAAUUCUUCCCCUUAAACACCCAGACUGGAAAACAAUGAUGAACAGUCUUCAGGAGCAAAACCCAGGGACUAGUGUUUUCCUCUUUGAGAACCAUAUCUUCCCAGAAACCGUAUCUUCUCCCAUGUUCAACAUUUCAUCUUGGAAUACUGUGCCAGGUGUUAACAUAUUACAGCAUGUGUACAGAGAGCCUGACAGGAAAGAGGUAAUCAAUCCCAGGAAAAUGAUAGUUGAUCCACGAAAGGUGAUUCAGACUUCAGUCCAUUCUGUCCUACAUGCUUACGGGAAGAGUGUGAAUGUUCCCAUGGAUGUUGCCCUCAUUUAUCACUGUCGGAAGGCCCUUCAAGGGGACCUUCCCAGAGAAUCUCUCAUCAGGGAUACAACACUGUGGAGAUAUAACUCAUCAUUAAUCAUGAAUGUUAACAAGAUUCUAUCUCAAACCAUGCUGCAACCUCAAAAUUGAAACCUUGGUUAUAAGGAGUAAAAGUGGAGAGCUACCUGUAUUGUGGGAAGACAGAAGAUACAAUUUAAAGAUCACAUUACAUUGAUUUCCACAUGGAGUCUACAAUUUGCUGCAAUUAUUUAGGGAAUCUAUAGCAAAGCCAUGAAUCAUUUAAUGAUACCAAGGGUCAAUGCAGAUUGCAGUAUCUGUUCUGGGAAAUGUACAAUUUGUUUUCAGUUAAUAAUAAAAAUCAGUAUUUGUCAACUGAUUCAAAUAAUGCAAAACAGUUUUCAACCUAUGUACAAAAAGUACAAAUACAAUCAUUAGUAUUAAAGGUAGCAUUGCUUAAUUCUUGCAGUUUGUAUGUCACAGAGUACUAAAUUUGUAUGCAUCAAUUUGAGUAUAAGGUAGACAAAUAAUUGAGUCUAAUCUUCCUUUCAGUUGUAAAAAAAUUACCCCUUAUGUUCUUGGAAAUAGCGUAUGUUAAAGAUGUGAUGGAUUGUAAC